AUGGGCAAAGAAUUGCGAUUCGACGAUAAAGUGGUAGUCAUCACUGGAGCCGGUGGUGGUCUUGGUAAGGCCUAUGCUCUUUUCUUUGGAGCUAGAGGUGCUUCAGUAGUUGUUAACGAUUUGGGUGGUUCUUUGAAAGGAGAAACUGAUGGAGAUGCCACUGGAAAGCGUGUUGCUGAUGGUGUAGUCGACGAGAUUAUUAAACUCGGUGGUAAAGCAGUUGCUAAUUACGAUUCUGUCGAGUUUGGUGAUAAAAUUGUCGAGACUGCUAUUAAGGCUUUUGGCACUGUUCAUAUUGUUAUUAACAAUGCUGGUAUUCUAAGGGAUGUUUCUUUCAAGAACAUGAAAGAUCAAGAUUUCAAAUUAGUUCAAUUGGUGCAUGUUUACGGUUCUUACAAGGUGGCCAAAGCUGCUUGGCCCCAUAUGAGAAAGCAAAAGUUCGGUAGAAUCAUUAAUACUGCCUCUGCUGCUGGUUUAUAUGGUAAUUUUGGACAAACCAAUUACUCAGCUGCUAAAUUGGCUUUGGUCGGUUUUACCGAGACUUUGGCCAAAGAAGGUGCUAAAUACAAUAUUACUGCUAAUGCCAUUGUCCCAAUAGCAGCCAGUCGUAUGACUGAGACCAUUUUGCCUCCAGAUGUCUUGGACAAGCUCAAGCCUGAAUAUGUUGUUCCUGUUGUUGGAUACUUGGUUCACGAAAACACUAAAGAUACCUGGGGUAUCUACGAGGUUGGUGCUGGUGCCGUGACCAAACUCAGAUGGCAACGUGCCAAGGGUGCUCUUUUCAAGGGCGACGACAGCUUUACCCCUUCGGCUGUUCUUAAGAAAUGGGACGAGAUUAACGACUUUUCAGCUGGUUCUGAAUUCCCUAAUGGAUCCAAGGAUUUGUUAGCUAUUGCCGAGUCGUCUCCUAAGCUUCCUCCCAAUGCUCAAGGUGAGCCUGUCGAAUUUAAAGACAAGGUUGUUAUUGUCACUGGUGGUGGUGCUGGUAUUGGUAGAGCCUACUCACUUCUUUUGGCCAAACUUGGUGCUAAGGUUGUUGUUAAUGAUUUGGGUAACCCUCAAGCUGUUGUUGACGAGAUCAAGGCUGCUGGUGGUAUUGCCGUUGCUGAUAAACACUCUGUUACCGAUGGUCCUGCCGUGGUCAAGACUGCUAUUGAUGCCUUUGGCGCUGUUCAUGUUGUUAUCAACAAUGCUGGUAUCAUUAGAGACAAGUCGUUUGCCAACAUUAGCGAUCAAGAAUGGAACAUUAUUCAAGACGUCCAUCUUUUCGGUACUUACAGCGUCACCAAGGCUGCUUGGCCAUAUCUGUUGAAGCAAAAGUACGGUCGUGUUAUCAACACUGCCAGUACCUCUGGUAUCUACGGUAACUUUGGUCAAUCCAACUAUGCUGCUGCUAAGUUGGGUAUUCUCGGUUUCUCGAGAGCUUUGGCUUUGGAGGGUCAAAAGUACAAUAUUCUUGUCAACACUAUUGCUCCUACUGCCGGUACGAAUAUGACGUCCAGUGUUUUCACUGAGGAGAUGCUGGAGCAAUUCAAGCCUCAAUAUAUUGCUCCUUUGGUCGGUUUGUUGGCUUCUGAUAAGGCCCCUGUUACUGGUCAUUUGUUUGAGACCGGUGCUGGCUGGAUUGCCCGUACCAGAUGGCAGAGAACUGGUGGUCAUGCUUUCAACGUUUCAAAUGGCUUGCCCAUUGAGUCUGUUGCUGCUAAGUGGGAAAAGAUCACUAACUUUGACGACGGCCGUGCUACCUACCCAGAGAAUGCCUCUGAGAGUAAUGCUGGUUUAUUUGAACUUGCUGCUGAAGCUGAGUCUCUUGACCCCGAACCUUCUCCUGCUCCUAAGGAUAUUGGUGUCUACGAGUACGACGACAAGAAGAUUAUUCUUUACAAUUUGGGUGUUGGAGCUGGUGCCAAGGAUCUCAAGUACACUUAUGAAGGAGACGACGAUUUCGGACCCGUUCCAUCGUUUGGUGUUAUUCCCUCGUUCACUGUCCAUGCUCCUCUUAACGACCUGGUGCCUAACUUCAACCCUAUGAUGCUGCUCCACGGUGAACAAUUCCUCGAGAUCAAGAAGUGGCCCAUUCCUCCUGCCACCACCUUGUUGACCGAGUUGAACGUUCUCGACGUCAUUGACAAGGGCAAGGCUGCUAUUGUGACCACCGAGACUGUUUCCCGCGAUAAGGAGACCGGCGAUGCUAUUUUCUACAAUGUCUCGUCUGUGUUCAUUCGUGGAUCCGGUGGUUUCGGUGGUAAGACCAAGGCUGAGGACCGUGGUCCAAUCACUGCUGCCAACAAACCACCAUCCAGAGCUCCCGACUUCGAGGCCUCGUACAAGACGAGUGUCGACCAAGCUGCUAUUUACAGACUGUCUGGCGACUUCAACCCACUUCACAUCGACCCCGACUUUGCUGCUGUCGGCAACUUCCCCCAACCUAUCCUGCACGGUUUGGCCACUAUGGGUAUCUCGUCGCGUCUCCUUGUCGAGAAGUUCGGUGUGUUCAAGAACAUCAAGGUCCGAUUCACCGGUCACGUCUUCCCUGGCGAGACCCUCAAGGUCGUCGGCUGGAAGGAGGGCAACAAGGUCAUCUUCGAGACUAGAGUCGUUGAGCGUGGCACGACUGCCAUCUCUGCUGCCGCCAUCGAACUGCUUUCCAAUGGCCAACCCAAGUUAUAA
This is a messenger RNA of Sugiyamaella lignohabitans, 2670 nucleotides long. It is a transcript of the gene FOX2, whose product is annotated as bifunctional hydroxyacyl-CoA dehydrogenase/enoyl-CoA hydratase FOX2. The transcript has a single exon. Gene Ontology annotation, molecular function: oxidoreductase activity. Bases 1 to 2670 code for a protein of 889 amino acids. The record is from RefSeq and is a predicted model, not a curated record. Lineage: Eukaryota; Fungi; Ascomycota; Dipodascomycetes; Dipodascales; Trichomonascaceae.